AUGGCUAAAGAGCUAGAGAUUGAAAACGAAAUCGUAGCGCAAGGCGACCUAGUCCGUAAGCUGAAAGGAGAUGCUUCGGCAACAGAGGACAUGAAAAAAGAAGCUAUUGAUAAACUACUGCGGCUAAAGUUGACUUAUAAGGAGAUAACUGGCAAAGAUUACGCACCACCAAAUGCUAGAAAACAAAAAGUAGGUUUUUGA
Molecule: messenger RNA, 201 nt
Organism: Strongylus vulgaris
Lineage: Eukaryota; Metazoa; Nematoda; Chromadorea; Rhabditida; Strongylidae
Source: the annotation of a GenBank genome assembly